This is a messenger RNA of Adineta steineri, 699 nucleotides long. The record is from the annotation of a GenBank genome assembly. NCBI's taxonomy places the organism in Eukaryota, Metazoa, Rotifera, Eurotatoria, Adinetida, Adinetidae.
AUGCUUCAAAAUAAUGAACACGAAGACGAAGAUGAUGAUCUUAUGGAUAUCUCUAAUUCACUGGAUCCAGUAGCUAGCGAUAUUUCAGAUAACGAUGCCGUUGUUACUGUUGUUCAAGCCGUUUCAUUUUCAUCAUCAUCGUCUGAUGCUGAAUUAUAUGAUGAAGCUGAUUCAAAUUUAUUUUUAUUAUUUUUUAUCUUAAAUCGUGCUACAUCAUCAUUAUUCAAUGUUCUACAUCCCGUUAUUCCAUUUAAAGGAUGUAUUGAUCCAUCGAAACCAUUUCAAUGUCCUCAAAGUCAACAAUGUAUUGCUCUCCAAUUUAUUUGUGAUGAUCAUCCAGGUGAUUGUCCCGAUAGUCUUGAUGAAAAUGAAGAAACAUGUAUUGCAGCUAAACGUCUAGCAAAGGAAAAUAUUGAAAAUUUUCUUCAUGCUGCAUAUACAUUUCUGUUUGGCGAAAAACUUUCGAAAAGUAUUGAUGAAAAUAAAAUAUUUUGGUUUGAUACAUUAUCAUCAGCAUUUUCUGUGUCGAAAAGUAUUCAUAGUUUUGCUGAAAAAACAUUUAUGUCAUCAGGUGAUCUAGCACAUUUUCGAAAUAUUUUUCAAUUAAUUCAUGAUGGUCGAUUAGAAGAUAUUCCUUUAUUUGCACAAGAAGCUGUUAAUCAAGGCCUUGCAGCCUUAGUCGAAAAGCUCUAUGACUAG